AUGUGGGUCUCUUCUGGCAAUUCACAGGAAACUGCGGAGGACACAGAUCUUGGAUACAUGCCUGCCACGCCGAGCAUUUGCAUAAAAGGACUGAGCCUUUUUAUGUCCGCGGAAUUCACCGUGUGCAUAGAUGGAAUCGCCUUGACCACUACGUGCAACAGAGCUGUUGCAUCGAAGCUUAUGUUCCUACUGUACUUCGAGCUCAAUGCGGAGUAUCCGCCUGAAGUAGCCCUGACAAUGGAGUUUGUUCAGAGGGCCAUCGCUGGUAUCAAUCCAGAUAAAAGCUCAAAGGCUCGGAAAACAUCAAGGAAACAGCAUAGUCUCUCACCAAAAGUGGCGGCUUUGGCAAAUGCCAGGGAUGGCCGCUUGGGUACUUCUAGGCCUCCUCUGCACAGUUUUGCGUCGAGACCGAAGGACAUCAUAAAGCGUCUCCAAGUCAAGGUUUCAAAGUACCCAAAGACCAUCGCAAGGCUGCGCAAGCAAGAGGAGAAUAUGCCUCCAUCAGCUUCGGAAGGUCUCGGCAUCAUUCUCUCUCACGUGACAGACGAGUCGGCGCAUACUAAGAUGAUGGCUGUCGUAUGUCAAAACGACACCUGGAAUUAUACCAGGCAUUAUGUCAUCGAUCUUUACAAAAACGCAAUCACGGAGUAA
Ixodes scapularis (black-legged tick) is the source of this 651-nucleotide messenger RNA. RefSeq lists its product as uncharacterized. The record is from RefSeq and is a predicted model, not a curated record. The transcript is spliced from 5 exons. Bases 1 to 651 code for a protein of 216 amino acids. NCBI's taxonomy places the organism in Eukaryota, Metazoa, Arthropoda, Arachnida, Ixodida, Ixodidae.